AUGGCUUCUCAGAGCCUCAAUCGUCUCGCCGGAAAAGUUGCCCUGAUCACAGGAGGGGCGUCAGGAAUAGGCCUGGCGGUAGCACAAACCUUCUUGACGGAAGGCGCCAAGGUGCUUGUGGUCGACUAUUCUGCUGCGAACAUUGAGUCGGCGCGCUCACUCCUCUCCUCGCAAGGGCUCGCGUCAGACAUUGUUAAGUUUCACCAGGCCGAUGCGAGUGAUGAAGAGUCGGUGAUCGCCUUUGUGGACAAGUGCGUCCAAGAUUUUGGAAGUUUGGAUAUUGCAGUACUCAACGCCGGCAUCGGGACUCAAUUUUUCAUCUCCGACUUGACUACUGCGGAAUAUGAUCGUAUGAUGCGCAUCAACGCUCGUGGUCCAUUCCUCGGAGUAAAAUAUUCCGCGCAGAAGAUGAAGAGCUUGGGCGUGGGGGGUAGUAUCAUUUGCACAGCAAGCAUUGCCAGUCUGGUGGCUCACCCCGGGGUGUGUGCCUACAGCAUGGCCAAGUUUGCAGUUCGUGCUCUCAUGAUCACUGCGGCGCAGGAGUUCGCAAGGGACAAGAUCAGAGUCAACGCAGUUUCACCCGGCUAUGUACGGACAUCUAUGAUCAAUGUCUUUGAGGACCUUGAAGCCCGCCUUGAAGCUACUCCAGCCGGUAAGGCGGCGGAACCCAUGGAAGUUGCGAAGGUGUUCUUGUUCCUAGCCAGCGACGAGGCGUCAAUGGUGUCGGGAAGCAACUACCGUGUUGAUGGAGGGUGGGUCAACCAUUAG
Molecule: messenger RNA, 768 nt
Organism: Cladophialophora psammophila CBS 110553
Lineage: Eukaryota; Fungi; Ascomycota; Eurotiomycetes; Chaetothyriales; Herpotrichiellaceae
Exons: 3
Coding region: 1-768 (255 amino acids)
Molecular function (GO): oxidoreductase activity
Source: RefSeq, a predicted model, not a curated record